UAUUCUUUUUUUAAAAAACUUUUUUAUUCUUUUAUCAAAAUAUUUUUAUUACAAACGAAACAUUUAGUUACUUCUUUUCAUCUUAAAAAAAAAAUGAGUGAUUUCCUACCCCUCACUAUUGGAGAUAGCUCUUAUGCUAAAAAUGCAGUUAAAUACAUUGAAAUUUUAAAUAAAUUGCGUCGUAUGGGAGCGCAAUCCGCCGUUGACUUACCAACCGUGGUUUUUUGUGGAAAUCAAUCAGCUGGAAAAAGUAGUUUAUUGGAAGCAAUUUCCGGAAUCCAGUUACCCCGUUCAGAUGGCACAUGUACAAGAUGUGUUAUGGAAAUACGUUUAAUUAAGUCUUCUAGCGAAUGGUCAUGUCAGGUUUCUUUACGUAAAGAGUAUGAUAAUUUUGAUGAAAAACUUAUUCGUCCUGAAGAAACAAAAUUCGGCAGAAUUAUUACCCAUCCGAAUGAAGUAGAAAUAGUUGCUCGUCGGGCUCAAAAAGCACUUUUAAAUCCUAAUUGUAAACCUGAAGAUUAUUUUGAAUGGGAUUUUGAAAGUUUAAGUUAUGAAGAGGAUGCAGAUAAGAACGCUUUGAAAUUUACGAAAAAUGUUGUUUGUUUGGAAAUAAAAGGACCAAAUGUUCCAAAUCUUAGUUUAAUAGAUUUGCCCGGAAUUAUUCGUCAUGUUGAAAAAGUAGAAGAUGAAAGGUUCAUAAGAUUAAUCGAAGAAUUAGUCGAAAAUUAUAUUUCAAAAGAAAAGUCUAUUAUCGUGGCAACUAUUAGUUGUAAGGACGAAAUAGAUAAUCAAGCUAUUAUAACUCUUGCAAAGAAAGCUGAUAAGCAAGGUCUUCGUACUCUCGGAGUUUUAACAAAACCAGAUACAAUCGAGGAAGGCACUCAUGAUACUUGGAUGAAAAUUAUGAGAGGUGAUGCACAUAGAUUGGCCCUUGGAUAUUAUGUUGUAAGAAACCCAAAACCAAAGGAAUUAAAAGAAGGAAUUACAUUUAAAGAAGCUCGGAAAAAUGAAAAGAAUUUCUUUGAUAACGAAGAACCUUGGAGAAGUUUUUAUAUAAGAGAUCGUUUGGGUGUUGAACAUUUACAAAAGAAAUUAUCUGAUUUAUUAAUCGAUGCGAUUAAGCGUACCCUUCCAUCAAUUAAAAAAGAAAUUGAAGAUAAACUUGAAAAGAUUCGCGAAGAACUUGAACAAGUUCCUGAACAACUUGGAGAAAAUCCACGACUUGAACUUUUCCGAAUGAUAAAAAAAUGCGCCAACUCCAUUCGAGAUUUAAUCUCGUGUUCUAAUGAUCAUACGGAUUUAUGGCAAGAAAUUAAUGAGGAAUUAGGAAAGUUUAAGCAUAAUCUGUGCUCUACUCGUCCAAUUUUUGAAAUUGGUGAUGAGAGAUUUGAUACUUUAAAAGAAUUCCUAAAACCUAUAAAUGAAGAUGUAAUAAUAGCGGAGAAUAAUGAUGAAUUACAUAUAGUUAAAGAGAUUGAUGUAUCUGAUAGUGUAAAUAAAGCACGUGGACGUUUGUUACCUGGCUUUAUCCCUUAUAGUUCCGUGGUCAGUCUCAUAAAGAAACAUCAAAAAAGAUGGAAAUCGCCAGCUUUUGAUUGUUUACAUGAAAUUAACGAAAUUAUGACGAAACAUGUAAAUGAAUCUGCUGAUAAAAUAUUUUCACGUUUUCCGGCCUUGGUUGGUAGAAUUAAAUUUCGUGCAAUGGAAUAUCUUCAAGAAUGUAAACAGGAUACUGAGAGACAUAUUAAUUUUAUAAAUGACAUAGAGGGAAACAAUUUUCCUUUUACUUUAGACGAGGGCUCAAUGAAUCUCUCAAAGGCUGAAUAUUUAAAAAAUAUUCAAGAAGUAAUUGAAAAAAAUAAUAGGUCAAUGUUAUCGAGACGUGUAAUAAAUGGAAAUCAGGAUACGUUUGAGAUAAUGGCAUCUGCUAUGUCAUAUUUUAAAAUUGCAUUCAAAAGAUACGCAGAUAUGAUUUCUAUGACAAUAAUUCAUGCAUUUAUUGACAACUUCGCAAAAGAUAUUGAAGAAAAAUUCCUUGAUGCAUGUGAACCUAUGGAAGGGGAAGAAGAUUUUGAAAUUACCGAAUUAAUUAAGGAAGAUGAAAAUAUAAGUAAAAGAAGAGAUAAUUUGUUAGAAACUGAAAAACACUUACGUUCUAUGUUAUAUAGUCUUGUAAGGUUUGGAUGUUAAAAAUAAACAAGUUUUUUACAAUUCAUGAUCUGUUUUAAUCUUAGAUAAUCAGAUUUUUUUGAUGAAC
Molecule: messenger RNA, 2257 nt
Organism: Rhizophagus irregularis DAOM 181602=DAOM 197198
Lineage: Eukaryota; Fungi; Glomeromycota; Glomeromycetes; Glomerales; Glomeraceae
Cellular component (GO): microtubule; cytoplasm; membrane
Molecular function (GO): GTP binding; GTPase activity; microtubule binding
Source: RefSeq, a predicted model, not a curated record